Colletes gigas is the source of this 2423-nucleotide messenger RNA. RefSeq names its product ras-related protein Rab-2 (gene Rab2). The record is from RefSeq and is a predicted model, not a curated record. Lineage: Eukaryota; Metazoa; Arthropoda; Insecta; Hymenoptera; Colletidae. Gene Ontology annotation, cellular component: Golgi apparatus. Gene Ontology annotation, molecular function: GTP binding; GTPase activity. The transcript has 4 exons. Bases 116 to 760 code for a protein of 214 amino acids.
AUUUAGUGACGUCAUGGUGAGGCAGAAGAGAUAAGACAGUAAAAAAAGUGAAGUUCUGUUUUCUAAUAUAUUCGCAGUUCGUAUAAAUAUCUUUGUUAGCCACGUAAUUUUGAAAAUGUCGUACGCGUACCUUUUCAAAUACAUCAUCAUUGGGGAUACAGGGGUUGGCAAAUCUUGUCUUCUUCUUCAAUUUACGGAUAAGAGAUUUCAACCAGUUCAUGAUUUAACAAUAGGUGUUGAAUUUGGUGCCCGUAUGAUUACGAUUCAUGGAAAACAAAUCAAACUCCAAAUUUGGGAUACUGCAGGUCAAGAGGCGUUCCGUUCUAUUACGCGUUCAUAUUAUCGUGGAGCAGCCGGAGCUUUAUUAGUGUAUGAUAUUACACGACGAGAUACAUUUAAUCACCUGACAACUUGGUUAGAAGAUGCACGACAGCAUUCGAAUUCUAAUAUGGUGAUCAUGUUAAUUGGUAAUAAAAGUGAUCUGGAAAAUAGACGAGAAGUGAAGAGAGAAGAGGGAGAAGCUUUUGCAAGGGAACAUGGACUCGUUUUUAUGGAGACUAGUGCAAAGACAGCAAUUAAUGUAGAAGAAGCGUAUAUUAAUACAGCAAACGUAAUUUAUGAAAAAAUUCAGGAAGGCGUAUUUGACAUAAAUAACGAGGCAAACGGCAUAAAAAUCGGACCACAGCAUUCGCCAACAAGUCCUGGUGGUUUAGCGGGCACUGGUGGGCAAGGAAAUACGCAAGGUGGUGGGUGUUGCUAGGGACUGGGGGUUGCCUGUCCACCGCUUCAUCCUUCUCCAGUUUAAAUUAAUCUUUUUACUCCUGAUCUUCGUUUUUAUUCUGAACCAAUUACUUUACAUGUUUUUUUGCGCGUGUCGCAUUGUAAGGUAACAAGUGACUAUUGGUGUAUGUAUUAUUUAAAACCCAUAUACACGUAUUUAAUAGGAAUAUCAUAAGGUAAAGUGUUACAUACAGUUUAAAUCAUAGAACUUAAUAAAAUUUUAAUUUACAGAUUUUUGCUGACAUUAGUUCAUUAUUUUAAAAUAUUAUUUCUUACAUGCUUUGUAAAUUAAUUGAUUUCGUUAUAGCAACAUAAUGAUAUUUACUUCUUUAUAUUGCAUUCGUACAAUAAUUAAUUGUGAUUUUUUAAUAUACAUAUAAAGAUAAUCGUUAAAUUAAAUGUGCUAUUAGAAAGAAAUAAAUAUUAUUUCGUUAACACAGUACUACAUUUCAUUCUUCUUUGUUUAGACAGAAUAAUUUUAAGUUGUAUCGUGCGUGUCAAUAGCAAGAGAAAAAGUUGAUUACAUAUUGGACAUUGAUAAAGCGGGAGAGGAUAGGCACUUCUAUUCAAUGUUUUGUAUUUGUUCACAUUGUAUAUUGUAUGUAUUGUGCACUGAUCAUUGGAGUUUGAUUUUAUUUAAUAAUGGAUCAUAGUUGGUAAUAUAUGAAUCAAAGUGAUUUAUCAAAGAUAUGAUUUACACUUGACUACCUAAGACGACACCAUGUAUAUGUAUGUAUCAAUGUAUGAAAUGACGAAUAUAUAAAACGUAUAAAUCAAUUUUAUUACGAGGCCUAUCCAACCAAAUGAUCUUAUUAUUUAAUUACAUAAUUAUAAUUGAUGUUUUUUUGUUACAAUAUAUUAUAGAAGUAAAACAUUUUAAUUACAACACGUGAAUCUCUGACAUUUUUAUAUUUUUUUUGUUCAUUCAAGUAAACGUUUUUAGUCACUAAAGGUAAAUUUUAUAACUGCAAUCAUAAACACUAACACCUAUUGAGAAAGCAUAGCGAUGUUAAUAUUGUCUGUAUUCAGUUUAUCGAUAUCCAAAGAUAGCGAUAAUGUAUAUUUAUACUUUUAUUUUACAAGUAACUUAAAAAUUUGAUGAAUAUAAAAAGAAAGAUUAUGCUUAUAUAUAUAAAAGAUAUACUAUAUAUUAUGUAUUGUGCGCAUUUUAUUAUCUUGAACGUGAAAUAUAAAAUAUAGAAAUGUAUUUGAUAUAAAAUGGUUUGUUAUCAACUUUAACCAAUAUGAUUUAUCAAUAUGUAAACAAUGUAGGUCAGAUGUGUAUAAUUUAAUGUUAAACGGACGUAAAACUCGAACACAUUUUAACGGAUUGUCUUACAAUAAGUAGAAAAACAAGAAGCGAACAAGUAAACCGAGAUGUGCAUUGACUUUCACGCCCGUCAAAUAUACUAAUUGUACUUACAUAAUGUUAUGAUUAAAAUAUGUAUGUUGCUUCAAGGAAUGCGAUCAAUUCUUAUUCAUGGACUAUUAUUAUUAAACGCUAUGAAUGUGCGAUUCACCGUCUUUCUGUACAUACAUUUGACAUAUCAUUUUCAGUGCAUGUCAUUCACUUUAUUCAAUUCCGAAGCUUUGAUUUAUACAUUCUGAAUUAGUAUUUUCGAUUUCAAAGUUAUAAUCAUGAU